Lecanosticta acicola is the source of this 4234-nucleotide messenger RNA. The record is from the annotation of a GenBank genome assembly. NCBI's taxonomy places the organism in Eukaryota, Fungi, Ascomycota, Dothideomycetes, Mycosphaerellales, Mycosphaerellaceae.
AUGGCGCAUUUCCUCGGCCUUUGGAGCGCAUUGACUCAAUGGCUGGAUGAAGUUGGCGACGAUCUUAUGCCUGCCCUCAAUGCGAGUCCGCUGGUUGAAAAUACCAACGUCCCGGACACAGCUGGAUAUGUGAAUGUUGAGCACGACCACCCUGCGACCACUUACCUGCCCAUAACACCAACGCGAAGCGCUCCUCUGACGAGGUUGGAUUCUGCAAUCUGUCUCCCGGACAAAUGUAAGAGCUCAUCCAAAGGCAGAGACGACGACUGCAUCAAAGCGGACGGUGCACCUCGAGGUCCGUUGGCCUCCGACCUCCUUGCGUGUCUCGCUGGGGGCAAUCUCAAUGACUCGUUCCUGCAGGCGGGUCACCGCGGUUCCACCACGAUACUCUCUACCCAGGUCACUGUGCUGUUGGCUGCAGUUCCAGAUGGAUCAAAUCCAGUUGCGCUUCUUCAGGAAAGUGCUCAGGGUCUCACUGUUGAGCAAACGAUGCAGAGGUCCUCAUAGGUUGAGGAACAUUCGCCAACCGUGGAACCUCAAAACGCACACUCAUCGGGCCAUAAUUUCGACGAAGAGACUACAUUGUCGCCCGACGGUGCUCUGAACCAGUAUAUGAAAUGCCAACCAGCUUCUGCGCCUCCUCCAGACUUGCAUCCAGAAAGCACUCCAACUGAGCGACAUGAGGUACGAUCCCGACCGCAUCCCUCACGUCUAAGCCUCCAGUCGGCAGGCGAGCCUUGUAUUUUGUUCCGCAAUGUCUCAGACAAUUGCUGACAUUCCUACUUCUCUAUGGCAGGAUACAUGGAAUCGCGAAUUCGACAAUGCUCUGACAGAAGCCUAUAACGCUCUGUGUAUCUUUCCUACUUUCCAACACAGUCCACAGACGCCAGUCUCACGGCAAAUUCGCACUUUAUUGGAUCGAAUACCUCGAGGAUACCGCCGCGAGUGGUUGAGGCAACUGUUCGACAUUGGAUUGCGCAGCCACGUUCUCGAAAUUGCGUGUGAUCCGGAGUCGUUCGAACAGAGAGAGGACAGCGACCUGGCAGUGACAUCCAGUGAGCAAGAACUCGAUGGUGGGCCUGCUGACUAUGGAUUCACGGGAGCGAUAGCGCCACUCAGAGAAACCAACAUCGGCGCACUUAUGAAGGAGACAUCUGUGCCGUUCGGAUAUGGAGAAGUGAAAGAAGUUCGCUCUUCAUCAUCCUCCUCUUCGAGAGUGGCAAAGCGGGACCAUCGUGAGGAGCCAGGCGCCCUUUCCUUACUUUCCGAAGCCGCGAGGCCGACAUUUCCCAGUAGGACAAGUACAUCACUCGAUCCAUUUCUGUCAACAGCCAUAGUCGGAUUAAUGCGUAUGAUCCGUGCAGAAUCUCGGUUUAACGAGCGACUGCGGCGAGGAAGGCUUAGUCCGUCUGUUACCGUGAAAGGAGGCAACGAGGUGGAGGCGCGGGCUGAGCACCUCGGAAAUAUUGUCGAACAGGAUAUCGAAGAGGAUACCGAAGAGGGAUUAGGAGCGCACGGAAAUGAACAGCUUGGUUGUAGGCCGUGGGACUCCAUGGACAAUUCGCCGAAAGAUGGUGGCGUGCCGGUGUCGCCGUACUCGAGUACUUCGAGCAGGAAUCAGAGCAGGAGCAGCUCCAAUGACUCCGUUCAUUCGGCUUCGUCAACUUCGACCAGGUCUUCAUUAUCUGCCACUUCCACGAGCUCCGCCUCCUCCGGCAAAGAUCACGAAGGACCUAGUGCAUUCGGUCUCGACGGAGCCUCCAGGUACUGGACGCCUCGCAGUAUCAAAUCGACUGCGAGCGUAGGUCUGGAUCCCGAAAAAGUGUUUAAGGGAGGGAGUCUGAAGGGGUUCCACGAUCUCAAGGUAAGCAUAUUGCAGUCGAGUCUAUAAAACUGCAAUCUUUGAUUCCUGACGCCGUAUGCUUUGGCAGAACUCUCUUAGGAUGACUCCGAUUGCCAAAUCCGGAGAGACAGCAGCGCAAGCGAUUCAACGAGUGUCGCAGCUAAAGGCCCCCGUGCGGCCAAAGCCGGCAGAAUUGGCUGGUGCAAAGUCUGGGCCGGAACUUGCUGUCGCACGCGGCUUCGGGUCAACCUCGGCACGUGCAAGCCAAACAAACCACAUUGAGGCUGGUAGCCACCAAAGGCAGGAGAAAUUCACCAACACCAACAGGUCGAAUGACAGCGUAUUGCUUCCUCCGCAGCCACAAUCUGUGCAGGCGGGCAGUCAGAGCAUAAAGGAUCCCAUUGCCAUCGGAGAAGAGGAAGAGCUUUGUAAUUCUCACCCAGCAAUAUAAGUUCAUUCGGUCGCCCAUGGCGACCCUAUGACAUCACAAAACCUCACAUAGGCAACAGCUGUAGUAGAUGCAGACAUUCUCAGCUUUCACGAACCCUUUUCAACCUUAACCACCACGGGCUUUUGCUAACACACUCCUUCUAACAAGUUGUCCGAGCUGCGCAGCCGCACAGUCCGAUGGAUCCGCCACGCAAGGACUCUGGCUCGCAGCAUGUGCGGUCGUCGCAUCAAGGAGUUGAGCGCGACGAGGAGUCGUCCGACACGGAGAUCAUUGGGUCGAACCCUGCCAUGGCCAAAGUUGACGCGCUGCUGCGGAAGAUGAAUGCCAAGACAAAUGCCAAAGUGGAUGCCAAAUUGGAUGCCAUGAAGAAUCUGAACCCAGUCAAACUGAAUGCUACCAAGGCCAGACUUGCGAAACGCGCUGCCAAAGCCUCUGCCAGGACCAAUAGCAACACCAAAACCAGGCCCAAACACACUGCCGACGCCGAUGCCGGCAAGGAGAAAGUCCAGCAACGGCUGGAUCAAGAGGUAGUAUACCCAGCAAGAGCGCAGCUGACCAACACAAAUAGUCCAACCAAGAAGAACAAGGGCCUACCACCGUUGCCAAAGCAAACUCGAGCCACGCUCCAAUUAGGCCGCGCUGCACUAGGCGGCGGCGAAGACGCGGAAGAGAUGAGCGACAACUCUUUCAUCCAGAACUACGCCGCCAACAUCAACAACGCGGGGAACUGUGGCCUUCUGUGGGAUGGAGCUUUCUCUAUCCAAGUCCCUGAGGGGCCACAGCGGCCAAUGUCCACCAUGGGCAUGUCGGAGUUCGAUAGGAUCCUUGACGACAUGCAGAACGAUAAGCACUACAAUGGUAUGCUCUCUACAUGCAGAUCGCAGCUUGCGCUAACUCAGAAAUCAAUGCAGUCUCUCCGAUGACUGAUUACAAUCGCCACAGAGACCAAGCUAUGAUGCGCGAAAUGCUCGGCACCAGCGAGGAUCGUGAAAACAAGUUCAAGAGACAGGUGGAACAAGACGGAGGAUAUCUUGUGCGUGCACCCGGCGGAGGACUGACCCGACUUACUGAGGAAGCCCAGGGAAUGGGAAUGGGAAUGGGUGGACUCGCGAUGCCGCAGAGUCCGCAGCGCCAAGCCCAGGAAGGUUAGUCAUCCUUGUGACAGUCGUGCCUCAGGCAUAGACGCACGGAUCCGGAUUUAGAGUUGCGGGGACCGGCGCUAACACGUUUGGAUUUCAGAACGCGCGAAACAAGAGCGAUUCGAGGCAGGACUGAAGCAGCGCGCCGACGCCUGUCCACGCCUUCACGCUCGCACCUAUCAAACCGGGCAAGCGGGCCCGUCGUCGUCAUUGUCCAAGGUCGACUGGACCGUUCCAUCCUGGAAGCAGUUUGGAAAGCGCAGCGAUUCGACUUCGACUUCCAAGACUGAGUUCGGCCCUGGUGAGGAUUCUCGCCAGCAACGUCGCCAGCUUGAUCAAACGGUCCACACUCAGGCGCAGGCUAAGGCCCAUACCCAGGCUCAGACUCAGACGCAGAGCGGUCAGGCUGUUCAGUACUACCAACCACCUGCUGCGCUAUCCCCGCCUGGACAGUAUCAACAGCUGCAGUACCCAGCUGCGCAUUACCAGCUGCCACAACAGUACCAGCAGCCGCCGUACCCGUCUGUUCUGUUCCCGCAACCUCAGCAGUACCCGCAGUACCAGUCCGCGCAGCUCCAGCACCAAUACCCAAUCGCUCCUCAGUUGCCAGGCCCAUCGUCCACCAGCCAGCUUUCGUUUGAUUCGCAGACGGCAAGUCGCGCUCGCGGUCUAGGGAUCAGUUGCGACCCAGACCUCGCAUUGGACGGCAACGAGUCCGCGAUCGAGAAAGACGACAGCGGCGCUUCCGGCGAAGUCGAGUCUACUUUUGGACAACUGCAUCCACGCUACCCUUCGCAGUGA